GAGAUGUAGCCAUAGAUGACAUAUCCAUGAGUCCGAAAUGUUUUGGCCUAGGUAAGAAUAACAAAAUUGAUUUUGAUCGUUUAAUGUUGAUAUAAAAUUUAAAUUAGUCUUACAUUAUUACCUACAUUAAAUUAUUACAGAAUGUAACCGAAAAUACUAGAUAACUGAGGAAAUGUUUCCUACAACGAACACACACGUGUUACUAAUAUCUCUGUUAUUAUUAAAUUUGUUUAAAUUUUUUUUUAGCUUUGGAGUAAGGGAUCGAUUGAUUUUACUAUGAUGUUUGAUUUUUUUUUUUUAAAUUUUUUCUGUCCUUAAAUAACUUUUUAAACAGAAACCUCUUUUAAACAAAAAAAUGACAAAGAUCUUUUUUGUUACAUUUAUAAUUUAGUUUGUGAGAAAGUUAGUCGCUUAUUGAUUUUUCCAGCCUGUUUCAAAAUAAUUGUGAAAAACCAGAAAAAGACGUAAAAUGAAGACUAACACAAAUUUAUGGUGUUUAAAUUUCAUUAUUUUAAAUUUUUAUGCUUUAUAAUUUGUAUAAAAAUCCAAUAGAAAUACAAAAGUUUAGUUUUUUUUGUUGGAUUUUAAUCUAGUCAAAAGUAAGUAAGAAACUUUUAGUUUUUCAGUGUAGUUUUCUUAAUAAUUGAGCAAAAUUGUAAAAAAAAACAUAAAAGAAAUGGAAAGUUCAAGGAACUAAUGGUUUCAUUAUUUUUAGUUAUUUGUUUUUUUAUAAUUAAGUCAAAAUUAUAUGUAGAUGCUACCUUGAAAUAUUGAGAAAAAAUUUUAUCUAGUCUAAGUCUUUUCUAGGUAAAAUAUUCAAAACAUUUUAUCAAUUUUUAUGUUCAUGUUUAUUUAUUAGGUUCUAUGUAGAUAUAAUUAUUUAACUAAACAGAAAUCCAUUUUUUCAAAUCCAGAAUAUUCAUUAAAUUUGUACUUAAAGGGAAAAGGAAAGGAGAGUAUGAUGUAGUACUUUUAUAUUUAUAAUGGGUUUAAGAUACAAUUUUAAUUAAAUUCGUACAUAUUACGGCCUUUCAAAACAUGUAUAACCGAACUUUACUUAGAAUUUUUAUUCUACUACUACUACUUACGCUUAACUUUCUUUUUUUUUUGCCACUAAGUACAACUAAUAAUGGACCUUAUGUUUAAUUUUUAAGCGUUUAUUUAUGGUCAAAUAAUUGUUCUCUCCAUAAUACUUACUAAAUACACUCAAAAAAAUUAAAAAUGUCAAAUGCCUCUAAUUAUAACAAAAACCAUUAGAAUAUAUUGACAAUUUUAUCACGUCUAGAAAAUGAUAUGAUAAGUAUUAUUUUCAAAUGUUUAGAUCUCUACGAAUAUUUAACCAAACUAUAUUUAAAAAAAAAAAAACAACAAAACAAAUAAAUAGUAGAAGUAAUGAAACCGUUCUCGGUUGCGUGUUUUUCCUGUGAUUUUUCCCUAUUAUUUUAGAAAACUACAUGAAAACUCAAAACACGACCUUCCAAUUAAUAAUCAUUAAUUAAAUACUACUUUUUCUAAAAUCAAAACAUUUCUUUCUCACACACUAACUUACAAAAUUUUGUUUUAGAAAAUAUAUCAUGUUUGAAAUUUAUUUAAACUAAGAUUUCUAGUCAAAAACAAAAAUCGUAAAAAUGUAAAAUAUGAUAUCGUUAACUCUGUUGUUUGGUUUUUAAUAAUUAUUAUGAAAAUAAGAAAAUAAAAAAAUAACCUUCUUCAUGACCAUAACUAAAUCUAAGAUGCAACAAAAAAUGUCCCUUGUCAUGUUUUGAUUAAUGAAAGAUUCAUAGUAGACAAAUAAUUAUUUACAGACAGAAAAAUGAAAAAAUCCAAAAGCAUUCAUCAUAGUAAAACCCAUAAAUUUCUCGUUACUCAUAAAGUUUUAAAUUUUAAUGUUACGUGCAUACACAAUAUAAUUCAUACCCGAAUAUUUAUUUUAUAUACUCAUCUAUCGUGAUUAUAUUAUAUAGUGCUGCGGUUGUGAUUCAUUAUCACAUAACGUAGUGGUAACCUAUUGAAUAGGUACUAUUUUUUUUCGUACCCAGAGAAAUUAAACCCGGUAUUUAAUUAAGUUUACUGGUGAUUUAAAAAUAAAAAGAUUUUAAAUAAACAUUGUAAAAUGUAUAAAUUGUCUCCCUCGCGAUGCCAGAAAAAAAAUUAAAAACUGCAAUAAUUUUGAUAUUAUAGUAUAACCGCACACGUGUUGAACGGUACACAAGGUGAUUCUUUUAUCAUAAAUCAGAAAUUUUUAGUGAACUUUUUAAACAUUAUAGAAUCGUUUAAGCAUUAUUUUAACACUAUUUUAAAAUUCUACCUAAAAUGAAAUACCUAAAAUUUUGAAUUAAUAAAUUGCCCUCCCCCCUCUUUUUCAAUUACAGACUUAUUCAAAUAGAGAAUAUUUGCUUGAUAUUUUUAUACGCAUAACACUAAUAUUAGAUUUACCGUUUAUGAGCUAAACCAGUUUAAGUUUUAAACCUGAGGAGUAGGGAAGUAUUUUCAAUUUAUCGCAUAAAUAUAGGUUUUAUUACCCUUCUCUACUCUUCCGGUCUAAACUUUAAACUGGUAUAACUGAUAAACAAGAAAUCUGAUAUUAGUGUUGUGCACAAUAAAAUUUCUUUCUCCGAAUCAGUGUUAAAAAAGGGGGUUCUUAUUUGAAAAUAAAACGUAUUUAAUAUAUAGUUUUUUAAGGUAUAUAGAGUGGGGGUAAAAAUUAAAAAAAGAUUUAAAAUAAAGAAAAUCAAUCAAUCUUAAUCAAUUAAAAAAAAAAAAAAAACAGAAAUUCAAUUCACUUAUCAUCCUACGAUAAAAUAGCUGGUUCAUGGUAAAAUAAUCAUCCGGUAUAAUUACUAAUAGAGAUUUAAAAGUGACAUUUCAAGUUUGUUUUUUAAUUGCCCUCGUCAUGUCAAACCUUUGGGAAUACUUAAACUAAAACAAAAUUAAGCGGGAAAUGCGUUGGUAAAUUUUGUUUGAAUGUUAUAAUACUGGCGAUUACGUAAAUGGACAGUGUAUUAUUAUAAUAUGUAGUUUUAAAAGUAAUUUUUAUUCAAAAUAUGGUAUUUGAUAUGGGAUUUUUAAAAAAAAUAUUUAUUUAUUUUUACUCUUGUAUCUCAAAAAAUAAGUAACAGUUUUAAAAUACUUAUUCGAUAAUACAAUUGCAUUCGGAAACCGACUAGAAGUUUGAUGAGCUUAUUAAAACUUCAAUAUUUUUAUUCGAAUAUUUCCUUUUGUUCUAUUCGAUAUAUUCAUUUGACGCCUACAUUAUUUUUAUUAUAAUACUAAUAUGUACCUGUGUAAAUAUACUUGUUCACAUCCAUAUAAUUUAUAUAGAUCUACCGAAAGAAGCGCUUAAAGGAUACAAAUAUGCGGUUGCAGGAACAAUUAACGAGACAGGUUUGUAAAUAUUAUGUUUGAUGUUUGAAAAUCGAGCAACAUAAAAACUAACCGAUUAAUUUAACGGGGUUUUUUUUCAGCCACGCGUUUGAAGAUCCCUAUGCAUCCAGAUUUCAAAAACAAAACUGGUAAAUAUACGGACUAUUGAGACACAUUCAUUGUGUAAUUGUAUGAAUUCGACAUUAAUAUUCAUACCGUGACUUCUUAAAACAUUAAACGGCAACCACAAUGAUAACACUGGCCAACACUUUUUUUUUUUUGUGGUCAGCAAUUUGAUAGUGAAUUCUGUAUACAUUUUUGUUUCUGAUACCAAAUCUGGCCUCAGUUUUGUAAGAUUCACUCUUGUUUUUGAGGUAAUCACUAAUUAUAACAAAAAACCAAAAAUUAUGCAACUAUAAAUUAUAAUAAUAAAAGAAAAAACCAUUUUUCGCUCUAAUAUAAAUUUAUUGUGUUUCAAAGAGUUUUGCGAAAUUUGACUGACUGACCUAUUAAGUUAAUAUUGAGUUUGAUAGAUAUUUAUCAAAUAAGAUAUUUUUAAAAUAUCAUUAUUACGUUUGCUACGGAAUUAGGAGCUGUCAAUAGAAAAAUAUUAUGUGAAACUUUAAACAAUUUAUUAUACUGUAAAUAGGUACUGUAUUUGUUAUGAAUACUUUACCAUCAUAAUUUAUUAAUUUUUUUUAAUGUGUUUAAAUGUGUUCAAAUGUUAUUGUAAAUGUCUAAUAAUAAUCAUAAAUAUCAAUUAUAUUUAAACGAUAAGAUUGCAAUUAGUCUGAAGCGAUUGUGUGUAUUUAAUCUUGAUUUUGGGAAUUUAUGUACCAUAUAAUUAGAUUAUUAUCGCGAAAAUACAUAUUUAAGUUUAGCAUUCUCAAAUUAAUCAAUAAUUAUUUUUAAAAAACUAAGCAAAAAUGUAUUUUUAUUUGUUUGUUAAUCAGUGUAAUGUACCACCAUAAACAUAUAUCGAACUCGGUAGCGUAAUAGCGUGACCCAAGUACGAAAGUUUCAAACAAAUUGUCUUCCACACAACUCUGAAAUAUCAUAGUGUAAAUGUUUAUCUGUCGACAUCUAACAAAUCUGUGAUGUCUGUCAAUAAUCAACCUGGGCCCCCAUUUUCGAAACGAAUGAUCAAACGUACAGUUAUAAUACCAAAAGUGGUUCGAUUUGUUCGAAAAUUUUACUUAAAAAAUGUUUUUUUAUUCAUCAAUAGACAAUCAUAAAAUUGAAAUUAUUUUCUAAACAAAAAUUUUACAGCUAUUAAGCUAUAUUUUGGUAAUGAAUUACGGGAACGGAAAAUAAUAGUAGACAAAAAGAGAAGUGUGAUAACUGUUAAAUUUUAAAAUGAUACGUACUUUUAAUAUCUUCAACGACUAAAUUGAUUGUAAGACGUAUACUAAAGCACACUAAAGAGUGGUCAAUAGCAACCAUAAGAAAACUACGUACAUUUUCGUUUAUUUACAUGUAUUUAUUCGCUAUUGCUUGAUAACUGUUCGUAAACAUACUUUUUGUAUAAACUACGUAAAAAUAAAGAUUUACUUAGGAUUUGGUCGUUCAUUUCUCUUACGUACGUUUCGAGACUAGUACCCCUGAUUGUAGUCAACAGAGUUAGAAUAAUUAAGUUUAUUUGUUUUUGUUAAUUAUUUUCUGAGCUAUCAAACUUAUAUGUUAGAUAUCGACAAAUAAACAAUACCAUCCCAAGUGCAGAGUGCCUAUACUGCCAACACUUUAAAGGACACAGUGAAGCUCACGCUUUUUGACUGCCCUCACUGGGAAAGUGGGAGCCUUACCUACAAGCAGUAAAAUCGUUUUUUGGCAGCAGUAGCAUCUCCAGUUACGUGCAAAACCUUCUCUUCAGCCCAUCUGACCUCAUUCACCGGGACCAGGAUCACGUCAGGCAUGACUAGCUCAUAUCCGCUUCAAUUCGCUUUACAGCAUAUAAAGCCUGCAUCAAACGCACAAUUUUUAACAAUUUUAUAUAUUUUGACUUUUUAUACUCAAUACAAUUUUAAAAUCACGGAGUUUCUGAAAUGUGCAAAAUAAUAAUGUAUUCUACAUAAUAUAUAUAUAUAAGUGGUAUGCUACUAUUUAUUAGUACGGACAAAUUAAAUGUUAUAAAGUAAUUGAAAGCCAAUUGAAAAAUAACCUAAAAAACAUCAAUUCAAUUUUAGGCACAUAGAAAAGCGUUUAGUAGUUUUUUUUCUUAGGUACAAUGUCCAUUUCGAGUCAAAUUGACGUACGGUUGGCCAGCCCCCCCCCCCAUUGGAAAAUCCAUAAACAAAUUAUGCAAAGAUUUCGAACGUAAUUUGCAAAAAUUCACAGCCCUAUGUUUGGAAUUCGCACGACACUCCUUUCCCCAAAAAGUCCAAUGUGAUAGUUAAAAUUUACAUUUUUCAAUUAACCUUGCCGAUAUUUAGUACGCAAUUAGCAUGAUGUUAUAAAAAACUCUAUUCUAAAAUGUACUUUUAACCCAUUUCUUUUCAAAUCGUUACAUUUUUAUUAAUUGUAUUUUUUACAAAUAUUUAGCAGAUUUGUUGUAGAUUGGCGUCUGAAAUUUAAAUUUUUAAGAAAUUGAAAAUCAAUGCGUAAAAUAACGAUUUUUCCUCAAACGAUUUUUAUAUUAUCUAUAAUACCGGUUCGUAAUACACUGCUUGAUUUUAUACAUUAUAAUAACGUACGUUUGGCAAGCCUCCCCCUCACCAGAAAAUUAAAACAUUUCCCCUCAUUGCUAAUAAAUAAAUAGUAAAUUGAAAAAUAUCAUACGCUAUGUUUUUUGGAAAAAAAUCGAUUUAACCUAUCAUACUGUAUGCGAGUAUGCAUUUGGCCUUAAUAUAAAAUAAAUUACUAAUAUUAAUGUACAUAAAAUACAUAAAUAAUAUCCAAGGCACUAGACUGACAGACUAUAUUCGUUCAGAAUCGUUUUUUAUCGUAUACAAUGAUUUAUGAAUGAAUUGAAAUUUAACAUAUCCAUCACAGUGAUCAACCUAAUAACGAGGUGCAAACGACACGUACUAAACAGCUGAGCGACUUCCCGGUUUUAUUUUCGGUUUAAUAUUUUUGGCCAUAAUAAAUAUAACGAUUUGAAUUGGAAGUUAUGUACAUUUAGUUUUUGACGAUUUAGACCAUCUUUUUAUUGAAAAAUAAUAUUUAUAUAUAUAUACAUUUAUAUUAACUGUAUUUUAUGUUUUUAAAUUAUUAAAAUUUGGUUUUUGCAAAUAUUUAGCAGAUUUGCUGUAGAUUAGUAAGAUUUUUUCAAAUUACAUUUUGUAUGAAAUCGUUUAUUUUGUAAAGAAAACUUGUUAAAUAUGGAAUAAUACGUACAUUUUCUUCUAACCAUUUUUAAAUAAACCCGGCGAAUAAACAGCAAGCAGUUUACAAGACAAUAAUGAAAUAAAUAACGUUGGUCAAUGUUAAAGGUCUGUUUCCGCACAACAGUGACGGGACAGUACCGUGACCAUUUUGGAAUUCCCCCGGCGAGUUAAAAAAGGAAAGACAAGCUUGUUGUUCUCACUCGCCCGGUGCGUGACCGUACGGUUGCAAAGUGUUAUCACCGUAACCGUACCGUGAUUUUGCGAUUACUCGCCGACGAUGUUUUUUAUAUUUCACGACCGUGAUUUUUUUCAUUGUAUUCGACGAUAGCGCGACGACCAUAUACAAUAUUUCACUUUUAAUUUUGUACACUAUUUUUUUUUUUUUCUACGUUGUUACGAUGGGCCUAGUCGAGUAUGAACAUCGGUGUCCGGUGACCGAAUAACAAAUGACAAUAACUUAUCAUCGGUUUUUGAUCUAAUACAAAUAAUAAACGUUUAUAAAUAAAAUCAAAAGCAUACCUACUAGUUUCAAAAUAGAUAUACCUACAACAUUAUAAACAUUAUACUAAUAUAUACAAUGUAUAUAUUGUUUUUCAAUGAAAAUAUGGUCUAAAUUGUCAAACAACAAAAUUCAAAUCGUCAUAUUUAUUAUGGUCGAAAAUAGUAAACCGAAAAAAAGUAGGUGUCUAAAAUCAUGCAAUGUAUUACGAACCGGUAUUAUAGAUAAUAUAAAAAUCGUUUGAGGAAAAACCGUUAUUUUACGCAUGGAUUUUCAAUUUCUUAAAAAUUUAAAUUUCAGAUGCCAAUCUACAAAAAAUCUGCUAAAUAUUUGUAUAAAAAAUACAAUUAAUAAAAAUGUAACGGUUUGAAAACAAAUGGGUUAAAAGUACAUUUUAGAAUAGAGUAUUUCAUAACAUCAUGCUAAUUGCGUACUAAAUAUCGGUAAGGUUAAUUGAAAAAUGUAAAUUUUAACUAUGAUUUUGAUUUUUUCGGGGAAGGAAUAUCGUGUGAAUUCCAAAAAUAUAUUUUUUUUUUCGUGCGAAAUAUUUGCAUAAUUUAUUUUUGGAUUUUCCUAUGGAGAGAGGGGGGGGAGCUGGCUAAACGUACGUGUCAAAUUGUCGAUAUUGUUGACCAGCAGUAAUAAAGUUUGAUAAAUUUUCUAUUUUUUAACUCCUCAACGCUAAGAACAAAUCUGAACAAUUUAUUAAAUAAAAUCAACUCGUAUCUAACAAAAUGUAAACGCAGAUUCCUCUCUGAUAAUAAAAGUCGGCGAUUUUAUUGAUUUCGACAUGACAACAUUUUACACUAAAGAGUAUAUGGAGUUUGCUAUAUAGUUAUUUAUAGAUUUGUGAAUAACAACAAUGUUAUUAAUUUUUAUACGUUAUGCAAUAUGCACAUAACCGUAAUCCGCCGGAAAUCCAACGGAAUUCGGCGGCGGCGGUGGCGUAUUAGAAUAAUUUAAUUAUUAUGCUGCGUAAAACUAUGGGAAUAUAGAAAUGGGACACUCGCGUUUUGUCGAUAAUUUCCCCGGGAUUUUAAAACCGACAUCGGGUGAGACGGUCGUGUGAUAACGACAUAAGAGGGGGGGGGAGGGGAAUAUUUAUUAUGCCUCUCUAUGGAUAUUUUUGAUAAACGACAGUGUACGGUGAUUGUGUAUUUUUGUAAAUGUUAUGUCCAUUUUCCGGGUAUAAAUAAUUCAAUUCAUUCGAACCACAUAGCGCACAUGUUUCGUAAAUUGUACAAUAAUAUUAUUAUAUUGAAAAACCCACUAAAUUGUUCGUGUCUCGUCUACGGGUAUAGAUUAGGUUCGUCGAUAUAUUUUAGAGAAAUAGUUUUUAUAUCGAAAAUCGUAAUUGGUUUAGUUGAUUGCUCACGUACCGGUGAAAAGGAAUUAUUUGGUCAGCAACGUAAACAUUUUACUUUUAUACUUCCAUAAAAUGGUUUUCUGAACGCUACGAUUGAUAUAUUAUAGUUUUAUAAAAAAAAAGAAAUUACCUUUUUAUCUAAACAGCACAGAGAUUUUUAUGUGAGAGCUCUGACGGGGGGUUCUUUCCCCAACCACAACUAAUCAUCACCAUCAAUCACCUAAACGCUAAAAAUGGUGACUUAUGACGAUUUCGUGAAAUCAAACGAGGGGGUUAACGGCUUCUCCAUUAAUCGCCGACCGUCCAGGGAAAUAAAUUGAACGAGAUUAUCAUAAUCCGUAUAUCGGUAUUGCACAGCGCAAAAAUACAGUCCACCCGUCUUGUUAUUUACUGCUAAAUAGAAGUGAUUUUAGUAAGGUGCGUCCCAUUAUUGUUAAAAUUCGAAUGAUAACAUAGAAACGAAAUUGCGUGUUAUCCAAACGUCUUUCUGAAUCCAAUAUGAAAUUAAAUCUAAAAACUAUUAUUUAAAUAUAAUUAAUAAAAAGGCGAAAUUAAAAUCUAUCAAAAUGUAUUUAUUAUACCUACUUUUAAUAACAAAAGUGAACAUUGAAAUAAUAUAACUUCAAAUAUUUAAAAAUUUGAGUCAAUGGCUAUACCAAUUAUAUAAUAUAUUAUAUUUUUUAUUUCACAUAUAUAUACAAGUAUAUAUAUAGUUUCUUAGGUUAGUAUCGAAAUAGCCAUUUUGUAAAAGAUAUUAUUCUAAACAUUUUAAUAUUUAAUAAUUAAAUAAAAAUUAAAUCGAUUUAAUAUCUAGAAAUUUAAGGAAAAAUAAUUAAAUUUCAAUUGAAUAACACGUUAUGAAGGAAUCACAAUCAGUACGGUAAUUCCUAUCUACAGUUGAAUAUUAAUUGUUUUCAGACCAAUUUUCUAGAAAUUAAAACGACUAAUAAGUACUAAUAAAUAAUUAUUUUGAAAAUGUUUUAAAGUGAUAAAAUAAAAAGUUAUUUUUCUUCAAUAAUAAAGAGAUUAAAAUAAAAAUUGUGUUUUUCUCUACGUAUAUGUCGCCCUCGCACAAAACCCAACUGAAAAAAAACACGAUAUUGAUAGAGUUAUUAGCAUAAGGAUAACAUUGUAGGAUACUCUCUAUGUAAAAAUAUAUUUCGUUUUUUUUUUUUUUAAUUUUUAUCCUCACAGUCUCACCAGUUUAGUACCACCGAGGUUUUAUGAUUUUUUCGAUACCUAUACUAUUACGAAAUUAUUUCCACCCCCUCCUUGCUAUUCAUUUAUUAUUACCUUCUGCUGCUUUUCAUUAAAACCGAACGCGGAAACUGCAGUAAUUUCGCGGUCGUGUAAAGUAAACCGCGUUUCAUUAUUUAUCAUCACAGACUGCUGCAGCGAUCGACCGUGUAGUACCAACAUUUGCACACGUAGUUUUAUAAUAAUUUAUUAUUUAUUUUUUAGUUUAUAGAUUUACGACUUGCGGGUCAAAAGGCAGAUUGGGCCCGAGCAAUAGAUCUUGUGAAGUCGCGUACAACAACAGCACCGUGUCCGUGAUUGUGGUUAACGAUACGUACAUGGACGGGGUGCAAAUUUGGCGCGUACCCGAAACGGGAGUAUACACGUGAGUACAUUGAUAACGAAACAAAAAUUCAAGUUCAAUACAAUAUAGGGAUUUGUGUAUACAAAAACUUUGUUACAAACUUUGUCACCGGAAACUUACAUCAAACUAACGCAGUAGCACCGUCAACUCCCUUAUAAUUCAAACCUUGCAAUAUUAUCGUAUUAUACCUACAUCUCCGAAUACACAUCUCAUCCUCGUGCCUAUCAAAGAUAAACUAGAAUUCGUGACUUACUCUGGUAAAGUCAAAUAAAAUAAUGCAGGUAUGUGUAGGUGAUCGGGUCUCAGACACAUAUUGGAAAAUAUUAUAAUUUAUUGGAUUUUUUUUUUUUUUGGAAAUCGUAAAAAACAAAUUUAUUAGUCUUAAAGGUAACAUCACCGGUAUUUUGUUUUGUUGUGGUAAUGCGGCAAUAUUUGUUUAAACAAAAAGUAAUUAUAUUGAUAAAGAUUAAAUACAAUUAGUAGUAUAUUCUAAUAACUUGUUUCGUGAUAGAAAAAAAUCACCCCGUUUAGCUUUUUGUGUGUAUUUAUUUAUUUUGUUUAUAAAAGUUAAGUUUUUGUAAAAGUUUACUAAUCAUGCAAAGUUUUCAAUCAAAAAUUGAGUUUCCUGAACAUUUUGAAAAAAGAGUAGUAAGUUAUAUCGACAUACAAUUCUAAUGAAAAUUUAACAUACGGAACUGAUUUAACACACAGAUUUAUUAAAUUAUAUGAUUGUAUACUAAUCAUACACAUUUUAAUUCAAAUAGAAUGUCAUAGCCGUGUAUGUAAACAACAUUUUAUAUUAAAAUUAAAUAAAAACAAUGAAGACAUAUUUUGUUUUUUCUAAAUAUUUUUCAAAUGAAUAUAGUGCAGUUUCAUAUUACAGCGCUUUUCAAACUUUUUCGACUCAUAGAGCCGUUUUUGAAAUAAAGAUUCAGAUCUCAGGGCAAUCAUUCAAAUAAUAGCAAUUAAAAAAAUGAUUCUGAGUGGGGUAGUAUUUUUUAAGGUUUUUUCCCCAAUGAAUAACAGAAAUUAAAAAAAGUAAAAUUGGUAUAUCAGCAAUUUCUGUUCGUUUUUUUUUUAAUCCCCAAAAAAUCUACUGAGAACCUAGAUAUUUUAUAAAAGUUAAGUACCACUGGAAAAAUAAUGUAUUUCCGGAUUAUAAAUAUAUGUAAGUGGCAGUCUAAAUGUUUUUUUCUAUUUUUUAUUUCAUACUAUACAUGUUUUUUUUUUUUUUAAAAAUUAACAUAUUUUAAAUUCUGAGUGGAAAGAGGAAUGUAUUGGUUUUGCAAUAAUGUUUAUUAUUAUUAUUUUUUGGAAACUAUGAUUAUUUAUUAUCUAAUAUCUUUUACAAAAAUUCUACCAGAUAUAUUGUUCCGAUGUAUCAAGUGUUGCAUCUUUUCUGAAAGAAAAUUUUUCUAGUUGUUAAAUUAAGCAGUACAUUUUUUGAUUUUCCAAGUGAUUUUCAUAAUAAUUGGGAAAAACUGGGAAAAAACGUAAGAAAACAGGAAAAUGUACUGUAUAUUAUUUUCAAUUUAAAUCAUUUUUUUUUUUAAUGUAAUUCAGUUUAAUAUUUAUAGAGACUUGAAAUUUCUAUAUAAAAUGUAUAUUUACUUUUUCUAAGCGUGGUAAAAUGUACAAAACACUUGUGUCAUUUUUGAGCAACUUUUUUACCAAUAAUUUUGCUCUGAUUUACAAUGACAGCACUUGUUCUAAAAGGAUUGCAAAGACACUUUAGGGGGUCAUUUUUUGAUUUGCUCAUGAUUUUUCCACAUUAAAUAUUAAAGGAAAAUCGUAUCAUGUUCAUCGAACGGAAGACUGUGUAUUUUAAAAUUUAGAACGAAAUGGUUAGUGAAGGAAAAUAAGUAUCAUAAAUAAUAUUAAAUCCAAUAUUGUUAUUUUGCAAGACAUCAAGACUUUUAAAAAAAAUAUUAUCUUUUCGAAUGAGCGUUGAUAUUUUUUAGGUUUCUAUUUGAAAAUUAAAAGCACAAUAUUGAAAAUAUAUUUAAGAUGAUUAAACGGUUUUAUAAUGCUAUGGGGAAUAAAAUUAAACAUCAAUUUUAUUUAAAAUUUUCGUGGAUAUUCGCUGGAUCAUGAUGUCAUUAUAUUGUAUGCAAUAUGAACCAAAAUGUUUUUGGAUAGAUCAAUAUUUAAAUUAAUUAUUGUAUACACAUCGACGAAUUUGGCUGACUAAAUUUUAUAAAAAUAUACCUACGUUCGCUAAUAGUUUGGUAAUAAAUUAAAUACACGUGGUUAUUUGUAUUCGCGUAUAUACUUUAGUCUCUAGUUAUAACCAAAUAUAGGUACUUUAUAAUUAUAUUAGAUAUAUAAUUUAAAAUCACUGAAAUUCAUUUAUUAGUCACAUGAUAUGAUAUUAUUUAAAAAAAUAUAUCGGCGCAGUUACAUCUAUUGAUUCUAGAUUCGAACUCCAAAUACACAAGUAUUAUUUUUAUUUAUUUUUUUUUUAACUAACCACUUACUAGCUGCCCCGCAUAGCUUUGUUCGUGUAAAUAAUACAAUAUUAAAUGAUAACAAAAUUAAAAAAAAACUGAGUAAUAACUAACUGUAGGUUAAAUGGAAGGUAGGAGAAAGAGAGAAAUUUAAUUUAUAUUUAAUAAUGAAAGAUAAACCAUUUAUAACGAGCGAGGGGUUCGGUUAUAUAUAUUAUAAAAGGCAGUACAAUUUACGUUUUUUGUCAAAAUUUAGUUUUAAAAUGUAUUCUUAUAAAAAAAAACUACAUUAAAUUCAAAAAUUCUUUUUUUACCACAUACUACAAAUUACAACAAUGAAUCUAAUUUUUUCAAGCAUUUCUGUUUAGUCUAACGAUUUUCUCCACAAAAUCUACCGAAUAAAAAUUACGUGAAAACUUAAAAAAUCAAAAUGUCUAAAAAUAGCUCAAAAAUAGCACAAAUGUUUUGAAAAUGUUACCACUUUUAAAAAGAGCAAAUUUAAGUUUUAUGUCUCAACUUCAAGUCUCUAUAAUUAUUUUAAACUGAAUAAAAUUAAAAAAAUGAUAUAAAAAAUAAUACAUUUCGUAAAAUUGUUUCGUUUUAGAUUCUGCGUGGAAUAAGGAAUUUAUUUUGGUUUUAAAAAGAUGUUUUUUUUAUUUUUUUUUUUUUAAACACUUUUUCUACCAGAAAGCAUACUCCAAUUAUCAAGUAUAGCACCUUAUCUGAAAGGAAAUGUUUUAUGGGUGGUACUUUAAACAGAUAAUUUUUUGAAAUUUGCAUUAAUAUUCGAGAUAACGAGGAAAACUUCGGUCUUUAGAUUAAAAAAGAUAAGAAGAUUAAAAAUAGGUUGUCAUUGGUAACCGUUUUUAUUUAUUUUUCGUUGUUAUUAAGUUUGUAUUAUUUUAAUUUUUUUUAAACAAUCAUUGUCAUAGAAACGCACAUUGUUGUAAUCAUUUUACCAUAAUUUGAUAUAUACCGUAUAUUAUAUUGUUGACAUAGCCACACUAUCAAUUAAACUCCGCUCUGAAUCGUUUUAUCAUCAGCAAUGGUUUAUCGUUGAUUACAGAUAUACAUUAAAUUCCCGUCUGUAGCCUACCUUCCUAAUUUCCCACCUACAACAGUGGCUGCGAAGUAUGUUCGUCCUUUUUUAUUCGUGUCAUUAGAAAUUUAAAAAUUAAUUAAUUUUACAGUUUUUCGAAAUUAUUAUGUAAACCGCUUGGAAAACCAAAAAAUACUUUUUCUUAAUGUAGAUACAAUUUUCGUUCAGAAAAAAAUAUUACACUUGAUACAAAAUAAUAUUUCUGGUAGAGCAGUUGUUCACAAAACGAAAAAAAAUUAAUAUGUCAAAGAAAAAAUCAUCGUAAAACCAAUUAAUUCAUUGCUACGCUACGAAUCUAAAAAUAUAAACGUGUCUCGCCGUUUUCACCGCCGUACAAUUAGUCAUUGUUUCCGGGAAAUUUAUUUUUUUUUAAAUAAAGGUACUUGCUUGCCAGUGAAAACUUUACAAUAAUUAAUUCACAUUUAUAAAUUGUAUUAUUACCUAAGGAGACAGCGAGGUUUCGUUGUUGUCGCUAAUCGUACAAAUUACUGCACUUAUCUUCAAUAUUAUUCGUUUUAAUGAAAAAUUACCGGGUAACCAUGGUUACCCGUAUUGGAGUUGGAUGCUGCGAGUCACGUAUAAUUACGGGGAAAUGCGUUAUCAUUUUUUAAACUUGUGUCAUUCAAUACUGUGCAAAGAUAAAGUCUUGUAGACACUAUUAUAGUUAAAUAUGGGUAAUUAUUUUAUAAAAUGUGAAAUCAAAAUUAAAAUACCAACACUGUUCUAUAUAAAUAUUAUAACGUUUGAAAAUUAAAAAAAAAACUGUUAAGUAUAUAUUCCUAUAUUAAUGGAUUAAUUAUUUUUUACUUUAUCAUGUACUAGACUUUAUUAGGUCCCGUGUCUCUACUAAUCGUCAAAUAAUUACCUAAUAAUAAAAUUAUACUGUUUUAAUGAACCUCGUCUAAUAAGUUUAACAUGACGAGUGUACAUUGUUGUUUGGUUUCAGUAUUGUGGCCAAAGGAGCCCGUGGUGGCAAAGGUGCCGACGGAAUGGGCAUUUCUAAAGGAUCAACGGCCAUAGUUGUGGUCGAGUUGUACAAAGAUCAAACGUUGCACAUUUUGGUCGGCCAAGAAGGUGGCGACGCGUGCCGAAAAGUACGUACUUGAACACCUUAUAAUAGAGGGUACUUAUGCGUUUAAUUGGUCACACAAUCGUGAAAUGUUAUCGCUCAUCAGUUUCACUAAAAUAUAAUAUCCAUACAUUUAUGUAAUUGAUAAAGUAUACGAUUUGUCAUCCUGUAAUAAUUUGUUUCCGUCAUUUAGCUAUGCAGUUAUCAGAUAUACCUUAUUUAUUGUAUUUAUUAUUUUUUUUAAAUUCUGAGCGGAGUGAAGAAGCUUAUAGUUUUACAAAGAUGUUUAUUUUUGUCUUUAUCUGUGCACAACUUUUCUACCAGAAGACUUGCCCAGAUUUGAAGUGUAGCACCUUUUUUGAAAAGAAAUUUUACUGGGGAGGUACUUUAAAGAAAUAAUGAUAAAAUCAAAAAUAAUAAAAAUAAAAAUAACAUCAGCGCCAAAUAUAAUAGUUUCCUAACCAACAAUCUCACUGACAGUGUAAAUAACAACAAUAAUAUUAACCAAAUUUACAAUUUACAGUAUUCAAAACGUAUAAUAAUAUCAUUAAUUCGUUAAAUAAUAAAUUAAACAUUAAUCAUAAUAAAUCAAUAAAUACAUUUGAUUAAUCGGGUAUUUAUUAAUUACAUGCCAAUGUAACAAAACAUGUUAGGUAAAGCAUAUAAAAACAUUAAAACCAGAUUCAAAGAACAUACAUCUGAAAUAAGAUUAAAAAAAGAAAAACCCAAAUCUAACUAUGUCAUACAUGUUUUAGAAAGUAACCACAGCAUCACAAUUUACAUUGAAAAAGAUUUAUUGAUAAUAUGCACACAAAAAAGUAAAUAUUGAAAUUCAGUUCUGGAAAGUUACCAUAUUCACAAUAAAAUAAAAACAAUAAUUUCAAUAAUUUAUUAGAUGUUUAAACAGAUUUUAAAAACUAUAUUUUAUUUUCUUAUCUAAAUAAACUUAAAGAUGAUAAUAAUAGUGAUAACAUUAUUUAAUCAAAUUUCUCAGCUAUCAUCGUUUUGUUAUAUUAAAUAUGUACAAACUUUUAUGAUAUUAUAACGACUAUGGUUAUUUUUAUUUUAAAAUUUAUAUUGUUCCUACUUUUAAAUUAUAUUAUGUGAAUCAUUAAAUUACAUUGUUUAUCAGUAACUUGAUUAUGGCAUAAACCCAAACUAAGUAAUUGUGUAAAUAAAACUUAUUAUACGCUUUAUGUCAACUUUUUAAACAAAAAUAUUGUAUAUAAUUAAAUAAAAGAGUCAUUUCAAAUAUAUAAUUUUAUAAUUAAAUUAUCAUCAGGCACAUUCUAAACAACUGUGCAGGGGCGUACGCAGGUGUAGCGUUCUAGGGUUUUAACCUCCCCUCACCAACGUUUCUACCUCCUGCCAAAAUUUUUUUAAGCAUUAUUUUUAUUGAUAAUUUGUAUGGGUGGGGAGGGGCAAUUUCCUCCGCGGGUUUUUGAUUAACCUAUAAUGAAAAUCUUAAACAAAGUAAAAUCCUGCGUAGGCUACUUCAACUGUGUAAAUUGAUAUCAUAAAUAAAUAAUUUAGCAUAGGUAGCUUACUAACCCUACCUGUCUAAUUUUUUUACAUACAAUUGAAGGAUGAAUAUUACUUUUUUCGCACUUUCCAUCAAAAGUUUUUAAGUAAAUUUUCUGUGCUUACGAAUACUUCUAGACAUAUACCUGCGAGAAAUUAGUUUGAUUACACUUUUGUAAUUUUAGGCCUAUAGGAAAAAAACCAGGAAAGUUAACUGAUACUGAAAACAUUUUAAGUUAACUUUAGAAACUGGGAAGUAGAUUUUCUGGUUUUUUUCCUUUCGUUUUAUCUAAAAACUAAGUAAAAAAUCAACUUAAUUUAUAGUGAUACAUUUUUAUCAAUGAAUCGUACUUACUUAUUUAGGACAUUAGGUAGUAUAUGUAUCCAAGUAUCUUUAUAUAUUUUUUUUCAAUCUUUAUCUUAUAACUAUUUAGUAAUUUAAUUUUGUGUCAAUUUAUAGGACUUCUAAAAAUCUACGAGGUACCUUAUUUAGUUAGUGAUUACCUAUCAAUGUGUACCUUAAGUACAUUUGUUGAUUUAAAUCAAAUCAGUACAAUACAAUUACAAACAAAAUAAUUCUAGAUUCACGACAAGUCAAACUUUUUUUUAUAUACAUAAAAAUAUUUGACAUUUUUAUUAUAAACAAUUAAACUAUCAGUCGAUUCUAUCAAAUUAUCGUUAAUUAGUAUGUUGAUUUUAAAUUUAAUAUUGGAUACAUUUAAAAAAAUUGAAAUUAACUUAAUAUUAUGCAAUUGAAAUUCAACCCAUUGUUUCAUAAGUUAAUAAAAAAAAAACAAAUAUCAAAAGCUUAAGUUAAAAUUAACUUAACUAUUUAUUUUUAACAAAAUUAGUCAAUGCUUAGCCUUGUAUUUUUACCGUGCAUAUUUUUAUCGUAUUUAUCACAAAUCUACAGUGCAUAAAAUUCUGGUUUUUAAAAUAUAAUUUACACAUUUUGUUUUAGACGUUCGAGAAACAAGACGGAGCGUGUCAGCGGGAACAGUACUUCCGGUCCGGUAGCGCUCUUAAAGUAUUGCACGACUUGCGCCUGCUCAACGGUGGCGGUGGUGGAGGCGGUGGAUCUUUCGUUUUCACAGUUGAGUACAGUAAUUUCUCAGGGAACUAUAAAGAUAACGCCUAUAUAAAAACCAUAUUUCUCGUACACAGCGGUGACAUUACUAUUACACAUUUUUUUUUUUUUUUACCUGGUUAUAGUUAAACGAGUCAUGACCGUGCAUUUUUUUUUUCCAAUUAAUAAUUAUGCAUGUGCGUCAGUCAACGAUAUCGCAAUUAUAGCCAGCAGUAUCACGACUGGAAUAAAGUUUAAUAAUACAAUAUAAGGAAGACGAAAAAAACCCACUAAAAAUCAAAAUAAUACGCAUCACUUCAGCGGAAUAAAACGAAAAUAACAGUUUACAUGAUGAUUAUAUCUUAUUAUUGAAUGCUCAUUAUUUCACAAAAAUUUUUUUUUGAUAAUUUAAGAAACAAGGAGAUCUAAAAUGUUAUGUAAACAUUAUUUUUUUUUACCCUUAUUUUUGGUUAGAAACGACCAUAGGAGGUCGUUUCUGUGUCUCCCCUAAUUUGUUUCAUGAAUAACCUAAAACUAAUUAUGCACAAAUAACCGGACAUCGUGCAUAGUCAUACACAAACGAUCGUCCUGGGUAGAAUUCCAAAAUUCUAAUUUGGGGGGAAACAGAAAUGGAGCCGUAAAAAUACCCACUACUUUUCCAAACUUCAAAAUGGAAUAUCUCAUAAAUGACGGAAAUCAAAAAUGUUAACACUGAAAUGUAUUUAACUAAUACUUUGUUUAUAUGUGGAACUUUUAAUAUUGGUUACCGUUUGAAAAUCAAAACUUGAAAUUGUUUUACCCCCAAAAAUAACCAUGACAAAAAAAUAAUGGUGAAGUAAGGUGAAGUUAGAUCUGCUUGUUUCUUAAAUUGUUUCUAAAAUUUUUUUUUUUUAAAAAGUACAUAUUUUACGAAAUAAUGGGUUUCAAUAAUAAAAGAAUCAUCCUGUAAAUAGUGAUAAUGAUAGUGAAACAGACUAUUAAAACAAAUUAUUUAAAACUCAGUUGUGAUUUUUUAUAAAAUUUAUUUAUACCUACUUCUUUAAAAGUAGGCGCCUAUACAAAAUACCAUAAAGAGGGCACCACACCGUGGACAUCUACUGUGUCCUUUUUACGAACGCAAGACAUAAAAAAUUUGCGUUCAGGAGGACACAUUUUUUGCCGUUAGUUUUAAUAUUAAAGCAAAUUUACUUAUUACUAAACUUAAAGGUAAGACAAUUAUAUAAUAUACCCCAGCGUUGAUAUUAUGUCGAUCUUUGAAUUUUUAAGCAAGAUAUAAUCAUUUUUAAAUUGUGAUAUUUAACAUAUUCAUGUCUCAUUUAAAAAAUAAAAAUAUGGUAAAAUCAUCAUUGCCUGUACUUUAACAUAGUUAUAAUCUUCUUAUCUUUGAUUUUAGUAAUAGGUCAAUUUACUUUAAUAUUAGAACUCAUGGCACAGAAUGUGUCUUAUUGAACACAAAUUUACUAUGUCCCGUGUUUAUAAGACGGAGAUAGUAGAUGUUGGUGUGGCAUCCUCAUAAAACACUCUUAAUUGAAUACGACAAAGAUCUACACAUGCUAUUUAUCGAUUUCCAGCAAGUUUAUGAUAGCAUCAGUAGAGAUCGACUAUGGUCAGCACUUAUGCAUUUCGGAUUACCAAAGAAAUUAGUUAACUUAAUAAAUUGUUGCAAUUUAAGCACAUUUUGCAAUGGUUAGGUUAGCUUUCCUUGUACGUUUUCUUGGAGAAAUAUCAAAGGAUUUUGCGGUUAUAUAUUAAUUGAAACAAGGAGACGCAUUAUCUCCUGCAUUCUUACAUUUAGCUCAAAAAGUAAUAAGAGACAUAGAGGAAAACCAAAAAAUGGAAAUACUGGAGCCUACAACUCACUUAUUAUAUUUGGACGAAAUUGUGAUAUUUAGAGAAUCGAAAAUGGAACUAAAACGUACUGUAAGAAAUCUCAUUUUGAAAAGAUAUGCCUUAAAUGGAAAAAAGACACUAUAAAUAUAUGCAAUGAGUAGGCACCUAACUCCAUUACAAAAUUUGAACAUUAUUGUUUAUAUUUUGAACAUGUCUAGAAUUUUAGAUAUUUACAUACUAUUUUAGAUUUCUAGAUAGGGUCCUAAUAUACAUAAAUUAUAAAAACGAUAUGCAUAACGAGAUUUAGUCCAGAACAAGUGCAGCAAACCGUGGGUACUAUGCAAUGAAUAAAAUAUUCACAUCGAAACUUCAUUCAAGAGACACAAAGAAAAAAUUAUACAUUGCCUACUUUCGCCCCAUUAUAAUGCACGGAUGUGAAACGUGGUUCACGAUACAAGGUGACAAGAAUAAACUAUUGAUCUUCAAAAGGAAAAUAUAUGAACCUAUGUUAAAUCGCAAUACUGAUAUAUACGAGCGGAGGAAAAACGCAAACUUAAACAGACUGUAUAAUGCACCCGAUUUACAAGAUUUUUUUUAAGGCCAUAAAGGUUAGAGUGGGCUUGUCAUGUACGGUAUGCAAAGGGUAGAUUGAUUAGACAGAUUAACCUAUCCGAGAAAUUUGAUGACUGAUUUAUUUACAUUUUGUGUUUUCGUAUAUUUUUAUAUGGAUAUACCUCUUAUAAUAUUAUUACUACGGUGUCAUUAUUAUAAGACUUUUUUUUUUUUUAAUUUUAAGGGCUCACAAGAGCAUGGUUUUUAUCCACUUGUGAUCGGCGCCGGUGGAGGUGGUUUGGCACAUGGGCCUUUCAAAGACGACAGCCGACAACAUGGUAACGGCACAAAUCCAAGGUUACCGCCGAUUACCGCACCGUCAUUCGGUGAAAACCCCGCAGGUUUGUGCAGUUGUGAAUAGUUUUCUAAUUCCCAAAAUGUAUACUUUUAAACUCUUAAAUUUCAAGUAGUUGUAUAAAUAAUUUGAAAAUCGUACGUCACGUAUAAAAUCUAAUAUAGCUAUUAUAAGUGUAUUACACAUACUAUAUUUGGUAAAAAUCUAUACGGUCUCUAUGAUUAUUUUCACUCUAUAAUAAUGAAAAAAGACAAAACUCCGAAAAUUGUUCCGUUUUUCCAGUGUUCUUUCUUUCUUAUUUUUUUCAUUUUUUUUUUUUUUUUUGAAAAGUAAAUAAAAUAAAAAUAAACAAAAAAAACCGAGCCAACUUAACGACAUUUGCUAUCAAUUAUCUCCGUGAUAUUGACAAUCGAAGCAAGUUUUUUGGUCGACAAGUAGUUUACAGGCAGAAAAAAAUAUUCGUAAACGGCAUAGCUCCGUCAAAUAGAACCAAAUUUCCGCCAUUAUUCUUAUAUAGAUAUAUUUUUGUAAAACAAUGAAUAACUGAACACUAUAAUAGUACAAUAAUUAUUCUGUUAAUAAACACAAAUUAAACUAUACAAUUAUUUUAUAGUCACUUCUGGAAAAAUGUUAAAAAUUGAGCAUAAGAUUGGUAAGGACACGUUUGAGUUAAUUUGGUUUGGAGAGAGCAAUUUAUUUAAAAGGAAUUCAACUAGACUACGAAUACCUAUAAUGGGUUAAUAAUAUUGUAUUAUACACUAAGCAAUAUACUAUAUUAUCGUUUCUUCGUUUAGAAAAAAUGUUACCUCGAUAUUGUUUUGGAAUCAUCAAAUUUUCAACUCUACCAUAUUAUAUACAGUGAAAUCUCUGAAUAGCGGACACCCUCGGUUACCGAAUUUUUGUCCGCUAUUCAAAGGUAUCCGUUAUUCAGAGGGGUAAAUUUUUGAAAUUCUCUAAGGAUAAUAUGUAAAGUGAAAACAUCCGCGCUAUAUUAAAUUAAAUUAUAACGUAGUUAUUGUCGUUAGUCGUUAGUCGUCAGUCUUAUCAUAUUGUUCGAUAACGAGUUUGUUUUGAGCGAGUUCAUUAUCGUUAAACCUAAUGCUGUCGCCGUUUUGUCAUUGUUUUUAAUAGGUGUCUGCUAUUCGUAAUCUUAUUGAGUUCGUUAGCGUUAUUACAUUAUUAAGAUAGUACAUAUUAAUGCGAAUGUGUUUAGGUACUGUCUUUUUGUUAUUAUUUUUAAAUUAAGAUUAAAAUAGUCAUAGACGCAACUAAACCACCAUCUUUAGGUGGGAGGGUGUGCUAAAAUGAUUGAAUACAAUUUGACCCAUCAAAGACCUGUGAGGGGCAUGGCCUCUACAUAAUCCCUUUACACGACGCUUACAAUAGGCAACUACACAUUUCAUGUAAAAUUUUGUAUACACAAAUUUAUCCUAACUAUUUUAGCAUUAUUUUUCUACAUACACGCAUUAUACACAAAUAGGAUAUCUGUACUUUGUUCUGAUGCUCAUUAACUAUGAAAUAGGUGAAUAAAAUAUGUAUUCGUUACCAUGAGAAAGCUAACUGGGGGUGCUAAAGACUCCCUAGCACCCCCUAGUCACGCCUAAGAAAAUAGUGUCCACUAUUCGGAGAUUUUCCCACUAAAAAAGUAGUGAAAAUGUCCCCGUUUUGAAAAAAAACGUCCGCUAUUGGGAGGUGUCCAUUAGAGAAGGUUUCACUGUACAUAGAUAAUCGCACACGCCGUUUUAAUUGUUACUUUUAUAAUAAUAUAUUUAAACUAAACAAAUUAUAAUAAUAUACCUACGCUUUGAUGUUUCAGUUUUUUUUUUUUUUUCUGAACUUUAUAUAGAAAACGUAAUUUCCGAGAAGUGACUCCAUUUAAAAUAUACAAGUUUUUUUAUAUAUAUAUACUUAAACUUUCGAUAUCGGCGCUGUUUACAAUAUUUCUUGGAAAAUUAUUUCUUUACUUCAAAAUAUUACGGUUCCCAAGUUUUCGAUAUUGUACCCGUAGAAAUGCAAUACAUCUUGCGGUUAAAAGAAAUGUAAAAGCAGUUAUUAUACGAGUAUAAUGUACCAAUGCAUGUUCGACGGUAAACCUAUACUUAAGAGAUAGGUACCAACCGACAGUCAAACGGACUAGUAAUGUGUUUGUUCGAUGCGUAUGCGGUGCAAAAUGUUUUUCAACAUUAUGAUAAUAAUAAUGUAUUCAAACUGUAUUACGACGCAAAAAUAUUAUAUUCGUCGAUCAAUAUAAUGACUUUCCAUACAAUGGAACAAUUUGAAAUUUUAUUAGAACGGGCAAAAUACAGUAAGUAGUUUUUAACAGAUUCUUAUUUAUAAAAACGGAGGUAAAACAUAAUAUUACAUUUUCUAGAAAACCGUUACGUAAUACUCAAAUUACUUUGUUCCCUAUUUGAACUGAACAUAUUUAUAUGUUAUAUAUAUUAUAUUAUUAUUAUGACAUAUCCCGCAGCAGUCAUCCAUCCCACCUGGUUCUAGUUUACUUUUAGAUCGCCUUAUACAAAAUUCACUGUUUUGGCGUUUAAAUUAACAAAUAAAUAAUAUACGCCGUAUGUUAUAUAUUAUAAAUUAUCGUCGUUAUUGUUGUUAUUAUUAUUAUCGUAUUAUAUUUGUCUACGGAAACGAUAAUUUCCACUCCCAUAAAAGUAUAUUGAUAUGUUCAAUUCGAGUGUAUUUUACAUACUGUGCAUAGAUCUAUUUAUUUAACUUUUGUUAUUUUUAUAAAAUAAACGAAUACAUGUAUACUUUGCUUCAUUUUUGAAAUAAACUCAUUUAAUUCAAAUAUAAGUCAUGUUCAUAUUUAAAGAUAAAAUUAUUUUGUUGUUUUUGUUUAACAAUAAUGUUGUUAAAAAAUAUUUACAUUAUUAGUCAAUUAUUCUAUGCAAGCUCUUUACAGAAAUAUUCUGCAAUCUAUUGAAUCCAAAAAUUAUUGUGAGAAAAAUAUAAUAAAAUAUGGGAAAAACAAUUUUGAAUGUGAAGGUACUUUAGAAAGGUUAUUUUUCGAUUUUCUCAGAAGUUUUCUCAUCAAAUUUGAAAAACUGAAAAAAAAACGGAGGAAAAACAGGAAAAUACUCUUAUAAGAAAUGUAGGUAAUAGUUAAAUAUAUUACGGCCUUCUUUUUUCUUUUGCGCAUUUUUUCUACCAGUAAUUUAUUUUUAAUUUAUAAUAAUAGCAAUAUUUCUAAAACGAAAUUCGACUGGGAAGGUAUUUUAGAGAGGUCAAUUUUCGAUUUUACUCAGGUGUUAUUCCAAAAAAUGUCAAAAACCGGGAAAAACAUGGGAAAACAGUGUAAAACGUAGGAAAAAAGGAAAAAUCGGUACAACAUUAAACGAAUAUUAUUAAAGAAAAUAUAUAAAGCCUAUUUAAUUAUUGUACUAUAAUAUGAUAUAUUUAUUGUUGACAAAGCAUUACUAUCAACUAAACUCCGCUCAGAAUCGUUUUUUCGUAUGCAAUGGUUUAUCGUUACUUACAGGUAUAUAUAAAAUUACCUAUAACCGUGGCUUCACCCGUCUCAUUAUCCUAGGACGUCUUUUAAAUUUUGAGAUUACUAAAAAAUAUUCAAAGUCACGAUUCUUUUCUUUAUAACUUCUAAUGUCAAAAAAGCUGAUUCUGUAUCGAGACCAGUGGUUCUUAACCUAUUUUGAAUGACAGAACACGAAACAUUCUAUACGAUUUUCGCGGAACACAGCCGUAAAAUAAAACGGUAUUGAUUCACACAGUUUUUUUUAAAUAGGCGUAAUUGUAUCGGACGCUAUAUUAUGUGGUUAACCAUGCUUACAGUUUAAUCCAAUACGGACUUUAAUGUGAUAGAUAAUGAAGACUGGAAAUUGGCGUGUUUAUAUGAAAAAUACCGUUUUAAUUUCGCUGGUGCCAUUUGCUCUAUUAAAAAGGGUUUUCCUCAUAAACCACGCAAAGGAGAAUUUGACAAUAAAAUUUUUCAACAUAGGUAAACCCAAAAUUUAAAUAAUCUAUUCAAUAAUGCCUACUGACCUUUUUUAUUUUGUUCUCAUUAUUGAGAGUAUCAUCUUUGAUAUAAAUUGUAUUUUCAGCGCCAGAAUCAUGUUUCAUGUUUUAGAAAUUUGUCCAUUUUGUUAUUAAAAUAGUCGUUAAAAAUGAAUUUCUAAAUAGAUAGAUUGUUUUAUUAGUUAAAUAAAUCUCAAAUCGAACUUACUUAAAAAAAAAAUAAUAAUAAUCUUAUUUAGGAAGUUUUUCACGUUGAUAACCGUGGGCAACGCACUAAUACUAAUAUAUUUUAUAACUUUUAUUAUUGCGGAAAAAUAAAAUGUUCGAUACCAACGACCUACGUUAUCGUCGUAUGGUGGCAAUAUUAUACAAUAUACAUAUAUAAUUCGAAGUUUAACGAAAAUGUUUUUGUGUACAUGAACAAAAAUAAACCAACAAAACUUAAAAUAUAUUCUAUACAGUAUACAAUUAUACACGUCUUAUAAUUUUGUAUUUUAAAAUGUCAACAUGUUAAGACUAUGUAAACUAAAAGUUUAGUUUACUUUCCUCUGAUUUAAAAAUGUUGGUGGAACACUUAAUAUACCAAGUCCACGUAACAAACUUUAUUAACAUGUAAUAAAUUGGGUAUCUUUUCUUUCUGUCUAGUGACCUCUAUGUCACCUUGUAAAUAUCCUUGUGGGAAAAUGUGGUGCCAUUCCAUUCCUGAUUACCGUUCUAAUAAAAAUUUCGAAAGAUAUGACUUUCAUACCGUUAUUAUUAUUGUGUUUAUGUAAACUUUAUUUUUCUAUCGUGAAAAUAUUCUAUACUUCUUUCUCAUAUUUGGCAUUUUUAUCUCCUAUUACCCUUACUAAUCACAUUUAGUUUUAGGUACAAACAUUAACAAAAAUAACAAUAUUUAUUAAAAAUAUAAACAAGAUUUAUCAAUAUUCAUUUUUUCUUUGUUUAAUGUAAACGCCAUAAAUAAUUUAUUUCUUUAUUUAAUUAAAAUAAUUAAAUAAUACCUUUUAAGUAAAUUUCCUAACAAUAAUUUAGAAUACAAAUUUUGAGCAUAAUAUAUUCAUAACAAUUUUUUAACAAAUAUUAUAUUUUUAAAAUGUUAAAACUCUUUUUGCUUGUGUUUAUAUGUGUGUGUUCCAGAACAAUAAAAAUGUCGCUUACGUCAUUUCGCUUGUUAAGGCUCGACAUUUUAAACUUAUCGGUAACAUAUUGAAAUAACGACAAUUAAGAUGCGUUUAAAAUGCGCAUUAGUCGCACGCAUUGGUCGGGUUAAUUAUUAUACGGCUGCAAUUAAUGUACAAUUAAUAGAAUUAAUACCUAGCUGAAUACUUUGAUGCUUUGAUGUCGAUGCAGGAGCCGGCGGUGGCUGGUUGCCAGGCAACUACACGGAUGAAACAAAACUAAGCGGAUCGGCAUUGACCAACGUCGGCGGUGUAUCGAGCGAAGGUGGUGGUGUCGGCGGUAACGCGUGCUACAAGAGCCGUGGUGGCACCAAAGGAUUUGGCGGGUUCGGUGGUGGUGGUGGCGGAUGCGUUGCCGGCGGCGGAGGCGGCGGUUUCACUGGUAAGCCAAGAUAAUUUAUGUUCGCUUUUACUUUUUGCUUUACUGCUUUUAAAACUCGAAGGUCUAGAUCCUGACUAGGCUUAUGCCUUUACUGGAAGAAUGAUAUGGGUACAUGAGUUUUUAAAGAAUUGAUGGUUCAUGACUUAUACUGGAGAGGUUUUGGUUUUGGUUUUGAAGGUAGUUGAUUCGAUAGAUCUCAGGUUUCCGAUAUUAGCAAAUUUUGAGAGAGAAUUUAAGUAAAAUCGUUCAAAUAAACAAGUACUUGAGAAUGGAUUGAAUUUUUAAAUUGGUUUUAACUCUGCUGAAUCAAUUUUAAUGACGCCAUGUGUCGUAUCGUAUCCGUACAUAUAUGUUACAUACGGAGUCCGGAAUUGUAUAUUUCGCAAAGUGUACAACGAUCAUUGCACACAUUGUGAAAUAAGAUAUAAAAUACUUGAAACUAUAAUAACAGUUAUUUUUUAAAAGUAUUUUCCUAAUAAAUAUUACAUAACUUUUAUAUUUAUAUUAUUAUCUCUUAUGAGUUUUGUUGCCCACGUUAUCUAAAAUACUGGUAAAGGUAUAAUGCAAUAAAAAUGAUUAAGUUUCUCCAGGGCCAUUUAUCAAAAUGUUUAACGUUGCGUGCUUUUAAAACAAAAACCGCAGCUUAAGUAACAUAAUAUGUUAUAUGAUAUUAUCACUUAAUUGAUAUAUUUUGAACUUUUGUAAGAAUAAACAAUGGUAUAAUAGUAUGAAAGAACCUACAGUGAUUUGUAUGCUGAAAUAUUUGACAAACUAUACAAAAUUAUAUUUGAUUUUAGUAAUUUGUAGUUUUAUAGCAAUAUUUUAGAUUCUGAGCGAAGAAUGUAUUGGUUUUACAAAGAUGUUUGCUUUUUUUUUUUCAUAUAAUGUGUACGGAAAUUCGACCAGAAAUCUUGCUCAAUUAUGUACGCACGAUAACAUUUUUGGAAUGGGAAUAUUGUACAGAUGGAUUUGGUAGGUCAUUUUUUGAUUUUCCAAGCAGUUUUCAUAACAUCUGUGGAAAACCAUGUUAAAACGUAAGAAAAAUGGGAGAUUUACAACAAUAAUGCUUUUAUUGUUUUUCAAUUUUGUUAUUUGUUGUAAUUCAGUUAAAAAUAUUCAUGUACUCUUUAUGGACUUAACAUUUGGAAAAGAACUUAUAUUUAACUUUUCUAGACGUCGUAAAAUUUUCAAAAAAUUUAAGCCAUUUUCGAGCUAUUUAUAGACAUGUUAAUUUUGCGAGUUUUUUACGUAAUUUUUAUGCGGUAGGUAAAAUUGUUAGAUUUAAAAAUAAUGCUUGAAACAGAAGGUUCAUGAAGAGUCUUACUUGUGAUCAACAAAAAAAAAAAAAUUGAGUUAAAAGUAGUAAUUUUUUUUAUAAAGGAAAUUUAAUAUCAAUUUUGACCAAAAUUUUUUGAGUGGAACAAAUGUAAUUUUUAAAUUUUUUAUAUUUAAAACUUAUGUAUAUUGUCGAUUUAAAAACGAUGGUGAAGUCAAAAUUGAACCGACUGACUAAGUUUUCAAAUUAUAGCUUUUUGAAAUUCUGAUAUAAUGCGUAUAUUAUAUGUUAUGUUAAAUAACUCUAUAUUGUCUUUUCUGGAAAAUUUUUAUCAUAACCGAAUAGUUGCACAUACCUAUUGUCAUCCUAGGGUUUAUGAGUUCAAAAAUGUGUUUUAAAAAAGAUUUUUUCACUUAUUUUUCCAUUUUAUCUAAAAAGGUAAAAAACUAAUUCAUUUUGGGUGUACCUAGAGACCUAGCUAUCGACUUGUUUUAAUCUAAAACUACCUCUCAAUUUUUGUGAAAACUUUUCUAUCAAAAAUCUUGCCCCGAUUUUUAAGAAUACCACCUUUUCUGAAAGGAAAUCGGAUUGGGGAGUUGUUUUUCAAUUUUCCUAAGAGUUUUCUCAACAAACAGGAAGAACCGGGGCAAAACGGAGGAUAACGGGAAAACGGGAAAAUCGGUACAAUAUUAAACAAAUAUUAUCUAAGAAAAUAUAUAAUGCCUUUUUAAUUAUUUUAUGUCAUACAUAUAGUGUUGACAAAGCAUCACUCUCGAUUGAACUCCUCUCAGAAUCGUUUUUUCGUUAGUAAUGAUUUAUCGUUGCUUAAAGAUACAAAUUAAUACUUAACCUUACACAAAUUUGUAUAUGAUUUUAUAUCUAUUUGAUGUUGUUUGGUAUUUAAUGAAAAUUUAAAAACAAAGAUGUUUAUUUUGUUUUAUUUUUUUUAUAUAUCUGUGGGCAACUUUUCUACCAGAAAUCUUGCUCCAAUUUAUAUGACAUAGAAUUUUUUGUGAAAGAAAAUUUUGUUGGGGAGGUACUUUAAAGAGGCCAUUUUUCGAUUUUCUCAAGAAUUCUCUCAUGUAAUGUUAAAAACCAAGAAAAAAACAGAGAAAAACCGAAAGAAUAUACGAAAUAUAUUAAGAAUUAUAACGAUUUUUUUUUCUUUGCGCAACUUUUUUACCAACGAUUUCGUGCAAAUUUAUAUAGAUAGUGAUGUUUUUAAAACGAAAUCCGACUAGAAAGGUACUUUAGAGAGGUCAAUUUUCGAUUUUCUCACCUGUUAUUCCAAUAAAUGUUAAAAACCCGGAAAACAUGGGAAAACUACGAAAAACGUAGGAAAAUCGGAAAAAUCGGUACAGCGUUAAACAAAUGUUAUCAAAGAAAAUUUAUAAAGCCUAUUUAAUUAUUUUACUAUAAUAUGACAUAUUUAUUGUUGAAAAAGCAUCACUAUCAACUGAACUCCGCUUAGACUUUUUUUUUCGUAAACAAGUCUUAUUGUUGCUUACAGGUUUACAUUAAAUUACCUAGUGGGGAAACAAAAUUAUUUUAUAUUAAAAUAUCUAUAGUAGUGAUAGCACCCGUGCCCAUUAUCCUAGGGCGUUUUUUUUUUUUUUUUUACAAAAUAAAUAUCAACAAACUGUGAAUUCGCGUAACUCAAUUGCGUAUUAUUUUUACCACUACGGUAGUGUGACAAUUAACACAAUAAUUAUUUCGACAAUCGAAAGUAAUUAGUAUUUUGAAAUUAAUAUAAUUUUAGGUUUUUAGUUUUAUUCGAGUAUUCCGAAAAAAAAAAAAAAAAAAUAAAUACUUAAACCAAUAACAUCAAUUGUUCGACAGACAAUAACUAAUGUUUUUACAUUACAAAACAAAUCAUUUGGACAGUGUUCCAACUAAUAAUUUUAAUUUUUGUAUUAAAAUAUUAUAUUUUAUAUUAUUAAUGAAAACAAAUUUAUAAUAUGUUAAGUAUUAUGUGCUAUAUUUUUUUUGUUCUUUUAGAACAUAUUACAUGAAAAUGAAAAUUUAAAUAUGUUUGCAAGAACUUUCGGGGGGAAUGGGAAAUUGGUGUGCUUUUCGGAGGGCUCAGUUUCCCAAGCCUCUGAUCCCCCCUCCAAAUUUCCACCAACGCUCUUCAUUGAUGAAAAUCAUUUUUCGUAAGAUGCAGAGGAAAUUUGUGUACUUACAGCCUAGUUAGUUCGUUUGUUAUUAACUAGGAAAAGUUUCUAUUUUGAUGCAAUUUCGAAAGAAACUAAUUUGACAUUUUAGUUCUGAUGCAUCAAUGCAUCAUUACAUUUGGCAGUAUCAUUAUGAAGACAGUUUCUUGCAACAAUCUUUUUACCUUGAUUUGAAUACACAUCAAUGUUCAGAAAAUCCUAAAACAAUUUGAACAUAUCAUUUGCAAAAUCAUAAACAGUCAAACUAUUAUUCAUUUUAUGUAAUGGUUACAUUAGUUUUAACUGUUAUAAGUUUUCAUUAUAGUUAUGGUACGUUUAUUAAUGUAUUUAUUUUAUAUUGUUUAAAAAUUUUAAAAAUUCUAGUAUUCCUCGAUAGUUUUUCUGAUCUCGUUACGGUAGAGCAGCAAAAUUUACAUUUACAACAAACCUCUAUAGAGUGUAAUGCAAACGAUAAUGUUUUUUAUCGAUUGCAUAUUCAAUGCCCGAUUUAUUAAAAUGUUCAAAUUAUGAUUGAUCUAAAAUUAAGGUGGCAUUAAUAUUCAAAUUCGGGGCUAUAUAGUGGUUUCAUCUCUCAAAACGAGGGUGACAAAAAUGACCGUUAUGUAAAAUUGCACAGUUAGUUAUUUGUUAAAUGUUCUGUAAAAAAAAUUACUAUAAUUGUUUUACUUUCCGAAAUAAUGAGUGUUUUACAUUAUGUUGAUCACUCUGCAAAACCGAACGCUGUGAAAAUAAACGUAGCUGUUGCCACCGUUGUUCUUUGUUGCUGCUACUAAUGUAAGAUAAUUUCAGUUAAAUCGAUUUAGGUACCAGCUUUACUCUAACUAAUGUAAGUAAUGCUUCGAUUUAAUUAUGAGGUAUUCGCGAAACGAAUGUGUAAAAUAAUUAAAUUUGUAAUUAAGUUAAGUAAACAUUAUAAUAUAGAUUGUUUUUGUAUUACCAUUUAAACGCAUAUUCAAUACAGCCAAUGAGUGGUAGGGGCGUGGCUCACUGCCUACGUCAUUUAUAUACCGUUUAAAAAAAAAAAAGCGUGCGGAAAUGUUUGAUACAGAAGUUGAUUUUUUUAAACGUUCUACAGACACUUUCACAAACAGUCGUAGAAUUAAAUGUUUCCUAUUUCCAACAAGCUUUUCCGGCAUUUCAAAAUAUAUUAAAUAACAGCAUUGCAACACCCGAGAAAUUCAAUUAUUUUUAACGGGAUCGAACGUGACGGAAUGAAUUCCAUCGUAGUAAACGUUCGGUACUUACACUUUCGUUUCCGACGGCACAACUCAUACAAUAUAACAUUAUAAGGUCACAAAACAAAUUAUUUCAAUAAAUAGAAUUAGUAAAAGUUCGUACAGUACUUUACGUCAGUUAUCAAAGACGCGACUCUGGUAUUACGUUAUAUGCGAGGCGAUCAGUUUUUAGGAGAAGUUUAAUUAUUCGUUAUGCUGCCGAACGUGAAAUUAUAUUUAUUUUAAUCAACGCAAUAUUUACACAUAGUAAUAUAUUAUGAUACGUAGCAAAUAGGUAUGUAAUAAAGAACUACGUCAUUAUAAUUAAACACGAUUAAGCGAAAACUUUACACAUAUAUCAGACUUAAUACUCCCGAACUUUGUCCGUUUUUGAAUAUUUUAGUUGUAUGGAACUUACUCUUUUCUUUUCCGUGGCACGCUAGGUGCCUAAUGAAAACACGAAAAUGAAUACUAAUGAAACGAACGUAUAUCACCGCGUAUCACCGAAAAACAAAAUUUCAAUGACAUUAUUCUAAAUACACAGGCACGGUAGUGAAUUUAACCCAAAUGGAUGUAUAUUUUGUUGCAUCGUACAAGAAAAUCGAUCGAAAUUUGUUCGGUGUUAUGUGUAAUUGAAAUACGGAAUCUUAUUUCGAAUUUUUCUCGGUUAUUGAUUGGGUCAGAAAAUUUAAAUGUACGUUUUCGCGAUUCAAUCUGGCCAAUCCAGUAUUAAUUUAUAUUAAAUUUUUUUGUUUAGUAAUAAUUUUUGAAACCACUGGCUUUUUUUUCAAUAUAUUUCAGGGGCAUUUUGAAAAUUUAAAAAUGAUUUAAGUAAAACUUUAUUUUAUUGUGGAAAUGUAGUUUUUUUUUUAUUCGUUUGCAUUUGUCAUAGACUACGGGUACUGAAAUAAUAUUAGGUACAAAUGCCGAAAUUCUACGAUUAUUUUUUACUUAUAUUUAUCUCUGAAAACUCGCAAUGAAUCCUAGAGACAGGUGAACUGAUGUUCGUGCUCGUCCGUAUAUGCACUUCGUUAUGUACUCGAGCAGAAGAAAUUCGCCUAGUACCCCGUACUGCGUAACACGAUACCAGCACUACAGGUCUUCGAUCCCGGUGCCGGCGCCAAUGAAUGUUAUAAUAUGUGUUAUUGUACUUAAAUGGCGCCUAAUCGGGAAUAGUCUACUAGGCGAAAUGCCGCGCGUGUUAUUUUGCCGUUUAAUAUACUCGGUGUUGAAGAAGAGUGCUCUCGACAAGUAUCUAGGAUAUUCAAGUGUGGCUCCCCGGUUUUGGACGUAGGUCUAUUUGGACGUGGAAAAGAGUAUUUUUACGCGAAUCGACGCAUAUAAAGACACACGAUACUGCGCCUCGAUAGUUCGAAUUUUCUUUUUUCUUCUGCGCUAUUAUUGUCACGCAAAUAAACAAUAUAAGCCCGUCAGAGCGGUCGGAUUUUUCUGUCCGAGAGUUUGUGCACGUUUCAAGCUUAUUCGCUUCGAAAACAAAUUUAUGUAAACCGGUAAUAAUAUUGUGUGUGAUUUAUUAUUUUCUAAACCCUCAAACCGUACAGGUGGUCGCGCUUGGAGCAACAGCCAGUCAAACGGCGAGGGUGGCUGGUCUUACUUACCUAAUCCCGAGUCAGUUUUCUACAGCACCGUGUAUCCGGGAAGUCAUUAUGGUUCCGGGACCGUGCACAUUAUACCGGCUAUUGUGGGCUGCGGUUGUGCGUAUCUGUGCGCCACGACCAAUCAACUUCGGAACUCCGUCCGGUGUAUAUGUCCGGCUGACUUUAAACUCGGACCCGACCAGAAAUCCUGCAUAUGUAAGUACAUACAUCCACACUAAUUUGUUUGAUGAUGAGAAACGAAACGGAUUAAUUAGGAUUAGGAUUAAUUGAUUAUAAUAAAUUGCUACGGAAGGAUGAGAACCGCGAUAGUAUAAUAAAUAAUAAAUAAUUGUUACGUUGUAAUUGAGUUAGAAUCUACGUGAUAAAAUUUCAAUGGUUCGGUUUUUUGUAAUUUUGUCUACGGGACCUUCAAAACGAUUGUCUGCGAAUUUAUAGAAAAAAAAUGACUCGAAUCAUCUUCGAUUACACGUCCUCCCCGUUUGAAAUCUCCAUUUGAUAGUCCAGGUCGUAAAUAAUUAUUAGACGACAAUAAAUAUAGUGGUAAGUAAAAUAUGUUGAAACACCAAAAAUAAACAUUCUACUUUUUACUCGUUGAAUACCAGAAAUUGUUAAAAAAAAACUAGCUUAUAAUAUUGUAUUAAUAACAAGUCCCAACAAAAACGUACGAUUAUUUGAAUGCACGGCGCGCUCUCGGGGACAAAUAUUGUAUACAUUAAACUACAAUAUUGCGCCAUAUUCUACCGUUAGAUGGACCUGUUGAAAUGCAUUUACAUUCGAUACAUAAUAGGUAUUUACCAUUAUUAAUGUUUUCAGUAAUUUAUUAGAACGAUUUCGAAAUGAAAUUUGGAUUGUCUUUAAUACGGCAAAGUUAUUGAUUUUUCACUGUCGUUCGAGAAAAAUUAAUUCUUUUUCACCCAAGUGUUGAAUUUGUGGCUGAAAGUAAGUGUCAUUUUAUUGUUUAUAAAACAGAUCAAUCAACCGAAACGACCAAGAUAAUAUUCUUGAUCACUGGAAGUGUGUUUGCGUUGGUAUUCAUAUGCUUGAUCAUUGGAAUAUGGAUGUGUAAGUAUCGUGUUGUAAACCGCAGUAUGUAGUAUAAUAAAGUUCGUCGUUAUUAUGAUUUUAGAUAGGAGUUAUCGAAAACGUAAAGAACGCAAAGAAAAUGUCACUUUACUCCAUAACGGCAUUUUAAAUUGCAACAUACCAUUGCGGAACCGGAAUGGAAAUGCAGACAUCAAUCCGACAUAUGAUUUCAACGGGAGGACAUUGUCCACCAGAGAUUUACCGAGAAUUUCGAGGGAGGAAUUGAGAAUACAAAAGUAAAUCAUUUUAAUACGAUAUAACAAGUGCGCGUAAUUACUUUACAUUCGAAUAAUUCAUUAUGAACGAUCCGAAUAUCCGAAUGACCUUUGCAAACAGCUUACUGCCCAACGUCGACAUCUUAUUUUAUUUUUUAUUUUUUUUACUUCAUGGGUAUAUAUAUAUAUAUGCAAUAGUGUUAAUUCAAAUAUUAUAUUCGUAAUAAUUGCUUCUUUUUUGGGAAUUAGAAACGUACUUACCUAAUUUAUUAUAAAUAUCGAAAUAUCUAUUUAGAUCUAUCGGCGAAGGAGCCUUCGGAGUGGUGUACCGAGGCUAUUACAAAAAAACGGGCGAAACGGUCGAAAUGAAGGUCGCGAUAAAAGUUUGUAUUCGUUCAGAGUUAUUAUGAUUAUACGGGUAUAAUGGGUAUUUUCGUCGUGUAAAAUUGAUUUCGUUGUUACAGACGCUGCAGCCGAAAAAAGAUAUGGCCAACGUUGAAGUAAAAUUCGACGACGAAGCCACCCCAAACGCCGAAUUAGAAAGAGAAAAGAAACGGCGGAUCAGGGGCGCCGAGAUUUGUUGCAUACGAGACUUCUUGACCGAAGCGAUCAUAAUGAGCCAGUUCAAGCAUCCGAACAUUGUCAAAUUCAUCGGCAUCACGUUCGAAAAGAAUUACAGGUUCAUCGUCACGGAACUACUGAGUGGUGGCGAUCUGAAAGAGUUCCUGCGCAAGAAUCGCCCUUCGGUGGUACGUUCAAUUAUGCGAAAUAAAAAUAGAAAAAACUGGCUGGUAUUAGGGACGGUUGUGGCCACUGUUGUAGUUGGGUAGCGAGAAAGUCGGAAUACACAAAGUUGUGUAAUUUCUAUUUAUAAGCAACAACAGACCAUUGUUAACGAAAAAUGAUUAGGAGAAAAGUUCAGUGUUAUACGUGUACGAAAUGGGGUAAUAUUUACGAUUAAAAUCCCUAAAAAAAAAAAAGCACUACAUUACAAUCAAUUGUUUUUUUGUUCGCACUAAGCGCGACUUAAAAUUAGUCUUCUAUUUAAUUUUCAAGUAUUUCUGUUUAGUCUGAAAAUGUUAUCCACAGAAUACAUAUUAAAUAGAAACUACGUAAAAAUUCACGGAAUUAAAAUAUCUAUACAAAUAUAAGUUUUCUAUCAAAAUUUAAAAUCUCUACAAAUUUAUUUAACUAAGUAUAAAAGUAAAAGUAUUACGUUUAUACAUUUUCCCGUUCGUUAAACUUUGUUUUUGUCAGUUUUGCUCAACUAUUAAAAAAAACUCCAUGGAAAUGUAAAAACGACUUUCUUACUCGCCAACUACAUUAAAAAUACAACAAUGUUUUCUUUUAUUUUUCUAAUGAAUUUCAUAUUCUGGUGGAGAACAUAAAGCGUAACAGUUGAAAAUAACAUAAUCGUAAUGCCGUAAAUUUAUCGGUUUUCAUUUCGCAUUUGUUUUCGGUUUUCCAAAUUAGUACGGAAAAUAUUCGGAUAAUCAGAAAAAAAAAAAAACGACUUUAUUCAGGUGCAUUCAAAUCCGAAAUUCAACGAAAAAAGGGCCUCUUGAAGUUUUAUGAUUAAAACAAUAUUUCCGUUGAAAAACCGUUUGCUAAAAAAUUGAAAACAAUGCAAUCAGUAAACCCGUGGUAAUAUUUAUUCCGUAUGGCUUACACAAGCGGAGCCGCGGCGUGUCGUAAAUGCGAUUAGCCCAAAUUUUAAUUAUAGCCAUGCGUAUAUUUAUACAUAUUAUAGUAUAUUACAGGGCGAUGUGAUCCCGCGUAAAUAUCAAUUCGACAUUUUAACCAAACGAUUUUUACUUUUAUUACACAAGUUGCGGUCGUAUAUUAUGCCAUGCGACUAUGAGAAGCAAUAACAGCGCAACGACAAUCGCACUCUGUCCAAAACGACCGUGUGUUAUUCGUUAUUUUGAUAACGUGUCGUUUUCAUCGACUAUCUUGGCAUUGUGAUAAAUAUUUAUUAAUUUUUUUUCCGAUUUCGACAAAAAAUAUUUUUAAUAUUUAUUUAAACAUUUUUCAAUUCAUUUUUUUGUGCUCUAUAAAUGUCGAUAAUAAUCGUAUUCUACUAAUGUUAACGUUACAAUUUCGAAUUGAUAUAUUUUGUCGCGGAACCAUACGCUUAGUUGGUGAUCGGACCAAGAUUCCUGUUAGGUAAUCUGUUAAUAGAUGUCGCACAUGGGAAAUAUACGCAAAAUACGCGUUAAAUUUAAAAAAUAUUGAUAUUUUUAAAACGUAGAUAAUCUCUAUUUUGAACGUAAUUUUCAGCAACAAGAUCAUCGGGUAAUACCGAUCAGGUUAAAAGACUUAAUAAAAAUGGCACUUGACAUCGCCAAGGGUUGCGCGUAUUUGGAGCAUCUGCAUUUCAUUCACAGGGACAUCGCCGCCAGGAAUUGUUUACUGUCCUCGACGGGCCGCGGGAGGGUAACGAAAAUUGCCGAUUUUGGGAUGUCUAGGGACGUGUACAGGUAAAUAGUUAUCCAAGGACGAGUAAUUUUUACUGAUAUAUAUGAAAAAAAAAAAAACAAAAUUAUUAUACAUUUUGUUUUGAUUCCCGCAGAAAUGAAUAUUAUAGAAAAGACGGGCAAGCGAUGUUACCGAUAAAAUGGAUGCCCUCCGAGUCGUUAGCAGAUGGCGUGUUUAAUUCUAAAACCGAUGUUUGGUAAUAAUAUAAUAUAUGUCUACUAAUAUAUAAUGUAUUGUGUAAUAUUAAUAAUAGUACGUACAAUGUAAAAAAAAAAAAAAAAAAAAAACCGUGAACUUUUCCAUUAAGUAUCAUAUAAUUUUUGAUUUACAAUAUUUUUCUUUUCAUUUAAGGUCCUUUGGGAUUACAUUGUGGGAGAUCAUGACUUUCGGGAAUAUGCCAUACACUGGCAUGACGAACAAAGAGACGAUGAAUUACGUAUUGAGAGGCGGACGUUUGGCCAGACCAAAUAUUUGUCCAGAACCAGUGUACAAGUUAAUGUGCUUCUGUUGGAAAACCAAUCCCCAACACAGGCCUAAUUUUGAGUACAUCCGCAAUAAACUUAGGCUUUUCAUUCAAGUGAGUUUUUAACAAGAGAUUAUUGUAACUAGGCGUCUAGGCACUACACAAAGGUGGCAAUUCACUAUAGUUUAAUUGGUAUUUCUGAAAUAUAUUAUUAUUUCGUUAUUUACAGGACCCGGAUAUAUUGAAUUAUAAGCCACCCAUCAUCGGCAGACCGCCUGCCCCGCUGCCUUAUCGAGAGUCACACCCACUGCAAGACCCUGAAGAAUUAAAUCAACCAACCAACAGCAAUGGACACGCAAUUAGCAGUUACAGACCUGGAUACAAUAGCGUACAUGGGAACAGUGCCAGUAACCCGUACAAUAGAAAUACCAAUUCUAGGGGUAUCGGUGUUGCCGGGACCAGUGGCAGUACCCAAUGGUCCAAUAACAGAACUGGGGGCAAUGGCCAUACCCAAUUGUCCAAUUUAGGAAGAGGUAGAAAUAACUAUAAUCAAUGGUCAAAUGGCAAUCAAUCCAGAUUCAGACCCGGGGGCAGAAACGAAGUCUGGCCUACCAAAGGGCCCGGAGUAAAUGGAAUCAUUUUAGGCCCUUGUGGACCUGAUUGCAGUAACGGUGAUCGGUGCAGUGGUAAAGCUGGAGGUACUGGAAUUACCAGUUGCGCUAACAGACUAGGGCCCAACGGUAUUAUAUUCAGUUCCUGUGGACCCGAUUGUAAUAAUGGAAACUUGUGUGGAAGUAAAACCGGGGAUAAUGGAUUUAUUGAAAGCAGCGGUGACGUAGCAGUAGAUCUUCAUCAGGAUGAACAGCACGAAGAACCAGAAUACGUGACGCCAAUGGCAGUCCAUGACUCAUUCGACGACCCAGAUGGUGAACUUUUGAAGGACUAUGAACGCUAUGGAAAAACGCGUGGCAGCGAGAUGACGCUCGUAGACGAUUGUCGCGAGUACCACGACGAAGAAUUUAAUGACUUGGUCGACGUAAACGAUGGGGGUGAGGCUGAGGGCGAAUACGAAGGUGAAAUCGAAGAAGAAGAAGAAGAAGUAGAAGAAGAAGAAGAUGAGGUCGAAGAAGAAGAUAAUGCCGAGGAUGGUGAUAACAUGGACGAAGGUAAUAACGAUGACGCUGAAAACGAUGGCAGUGGUGGAGAAGAGGAAGACGAUGGCAUAGAAGACGACGAUGACAUAGAAGACGACGAUGACGACAUAAACGACGAAGAGCAGAACAUUGAAGAGGAAGAAGACGAUGACAAGGAUGGUGAAGAAAUAAUCUUGGAUGCCGACAGAAACCCGUACGAUGACGAUGCCGAUAGCAUAUUCGACGAUAACAUGGUGAUUAGGGACGACGGGAGUGAGCCAUCGUACAACUGGAAGUUAGUUUUCUCUUAAUAAUAAUGUCUCUAUAAAAUACCAAUCGAUACUAUCCUCCUUAAGAGACGAGCAGUACAAUCUCCAAAAAUCCUAUUAUCGGAAAAAUUAAUAAUUUAAUUUCUCUAUUUCAUCUUGAUAUGUUUAUUAUUUUUCUCAUCUUUAUACAUUUUUUAUUAGGAAGUUAUCCUUCAAGUUUUAUACUUUUUUUUAUGGCUUAGUAUAAUUCCCGUUUUUCCUAAGUUUUUUCCGAAUUUUUCCAUUUAUUGGGAAAUCUCUUGGGGAAAACCAAAAACUUACUUCCCUAAAGUAUCACUUUAGUAAGUUUUCUCUUCAGAAAUGCUAAUAUUGUAAAUCGGAAAAAAUUUCUGGUAGAAAAGUUGUUCACAGGAAAAAAAAAGCCGUAAUAUUUUAUCACUACAUUUUGUACAUUUUCCCGUUUUUCUCCGUUUUUUCUUAGUUUUUCCAUUUUUUUUUGGGAAAAUUUCUGAGAACAUUUUAAUCGACCUCUCUAAAGUAUCCUUAGUCAGAUUUCCUUUCUUUUCAGAAAAAGUGCUACCAUUGUAAAUUGGAGUAAAAUUGCUGAUAGAAAAGUUAGCCACAGAUAAAAAAAAAAUAUUUUAUUGUUAAACCAAUUAUACAUCCCUCGCUCCACUCAGAAUCUAAGAAAUUACAGGGGAAAUUCAAGAGAUUAAUUAGAGGCAAUUUGAGUGUGCCGGGUUUCAUUGCGGAUACAUUUUCCGCCGGAUUUAAAAAUAUAUCGAUUAUAUUUGUUUGCAGUCGUUUCAAAGAAACGAGUUUCAUAAGCAUGAAAGAACCACGACAUCAGCCGGCUGAAGAAGGCCGCCAAUCGUAUACGUUGCAAAGGAGGAAGUCGUUUUCCGAACUGGAAGACAACAGGCCAAACCAUUACUCGUUGGCGGGUCGCGUGCGGUACAACGUGGCCAGUGACGGUCAAAUAACAUGCUGACAUCCGGACUCAAGGACUUCGAUUAUCGAGUCCUUGGAAAUGUUAUAAAACGUCUCCACAACUAUAACGACAGCGACGUUUUAUAUCAAUUCGCUCGGAAAUGUGCACAUGCGACUGUUGUAA
Messenger RNA from Cinara cedri, 38669 nucleotides. The record is from the annotation of a GenBank genome assembly. NCBI's taxonomy places the organism in Eukaryota, Metazoa, Arthropoda, Insecta, Hemiptera, Aphididae.